Messenger RNA from Cherax quadricarinatus, 2397 nucleotides. RefSeq names its product homeobox protein unc-4 homolog. Gene Ontology annotation, molecular function: sequence-specific double-stranded DNA binding; DNA-binding transcription factor activity, RNA polymerase II-specific. The record is from RefSeq and is a predicted model, not a curated record. Gene Ontology annotation, biological process: regulation of DNA-templated transcription. Lineage: Eukaryota; Metazoa; Arthropoda; Malacostraca; Decapoda; Parastacidae.
AGCUGCUGCUGCUCUGAUGGUCGCCGCACUCUUGUAUAGCAGCAUCCAGUGGCCUGAGUAAGGGAGCUCACCCUUGGUUCUUCAAACACUCUAUUCGAUUCCCCUUUUUUUUCUCCUUCCCUAGGGGUGAGGACAAGCUGUAACAUUUUGACAUAGGCAAUCUAGUGCCUAUUCUAACCAGGCCCACUGCAGACAGAUCCCUCCAGUGGCCUUAACUACCACAUUAUUGAUGACAACUUGACACAAAGCUCGGAAAAACUCUAUAGGAACCCCAUUAAGUCGAUGAAAUGGACACUCUAAUCGAAACCCUGUUUGUCAUUCGGCGGCGGUAGCCCUACCAGCCAAUCAGAACCCUCCAGGAUGGUCGGGCGCGUGACAGCAGCCAAUCGAAGGUGAGGGAGCUGGUGGUGGGCGUGUUGUAGGAGUGGCCUGGGAUAAUCCCGCAGCAGAACAAUGGAGAGGUGAGGACCGUAGGUGCGGCUGCCAGCUCUUCAGUAUUUGUUGACAAACCGCGCACGCUGCAGCUGUGAGUGUCGCUGGCAGCCCCCACGAGGACUCCCCAAAACAGUGACUGUGGUGGAUAUAUGGCACACGAGUGGAAGUAGAGAGAGGACCGUGUGAGAGGGCAGCGCACCUCCUGGGAGCUAGAAUGCUGCUCAUGGAGAAGAUGUUGCCUCAUCUUGGCUACGUGCAGCCCACAUUCCACGUACUGAGUCAACUGGCACGGCCCGUGCCGCUACCCCUGGGGCAGCAGCUGCCUCCGCUACCUGCACUCUCACCCUUCUCCAACCACAACGGUAUCAAGCUGGGCGGCAUGCCGCCCAACGCCCACGAAAGCGGUCCACACCCUCUCUCCUUUUCCGUCUUGGGGCGCGGUAGCGGCGGCUUCCUCGAUCGGACCGACCCAAGCGGCGGCCUGCCGCCUGGUCUCCCGUCCCCUUACGAUCGCGACGACGAGAAAGACUUGGACGACGCAGACGGUGACGCGGCGGCCAAGCGUCGGCGGUCAAGGACCAACUUCAACUCGUGGCAGCUGGAGGAGCUGGAGAGAGCCUUCGAGGCUUCUCACUACCCUGACGUGUUCAUGAGGGAGGCUCUGGCCAUGAGGCUGGGGCUCACCGAGAGCAGAGUAGCCGUGUGGUUCCAAAACCGACGGGCGAAGUGGCGAAAGAAAGAACAAACGAGGAAGGGUCCGGGUCGCCCGGCCCACAACGCCCAUCCACAAACCUGCUCUGGAGAGCCUAUCCCUCCAGAGGAACUGGAGCGCCGGGAUCGACUUCGCCGGGAGAAGAAAAUUCUGAAGCAACUGGAACGGCAGCAGCGCAAACUGGCCCUCAAGGGAGUCCAUGUGACUCUGGAGCAGCUGCGUCGCGAGUACGAGAACCAACAAAAACCUGAACCUGAGAUCGAUGUGGUAGGCGAUUGUUCCGACUCUGAAGACACACGGGAAUACGAAGACCACCCGGGUCGAGACUCUUCAUCCUCGCAAGAGCCGCCCACACCCACGCCCACGGCCUCCUCGCCGAAGAGCCCGACCACACCACCUCCAAAGCGGCCUCGACCCUCAACUUUCUCUAUUGCAUCUCUUCUUUCACUUUCAGAACCCUCAGACCCGCCCCCCAUAACGCAAGAGCGUGCACAAAAUGCCUCCGAGUCUCUGGUGUCCAGGGAGGCGAUGUCUCUCUCUACAGCCGCCUUGACGCCAACUUCGCAGACCAUUCUUGAUUCUUCAGUAGCCUCCCUGUCCAUGUCAAACGAUACUCCCACAAGCCGGGAAUCCGAAGUUAUCCAGCAUCAUCCAUCCUUGUCAUUUCUCCCGUCCUCCAUAAGCGUUAGUGUUCGGAGACCAUCGCCCCCGCCGGACGAUCACUAGCUGCUAGCCCAUCAGAGCCUAAAAAUCCCCACACCUACCUAGGGUGGGAAUAGAGAGCGUUCAGUAAGGCAAAGGAGUUUCAAGACAGGUGUUGCUCCAUUUUCAGGGGCCGCUGAAAGUUUGACGGGUUUGACUGACUAAAGCUUUGGUACGCUUGUGAAAGCUGCAGUGCAUAUAUAUAGCUGGGAAGAUUUAGCUUGUCUCCCAGAGCCGUGAGAUAUUAACUCUGUAUAUUAAACUUGUAUACGCUGGUAUUCGUCCCGAUGAUCCGCAAGCGAGCGGACGGGAGCAGAAGCCAGAGUGUAAAGUGAAGCGACCAGCUUGUCACCUCAAAGACUCCGAUCAGCCUGUCACCUAAAAGACUCUAAACAUCCUGUAACAUAAGAGAGAGUUCGUCUUUCUUAAACACUUCAUUCCUAUCCGAUAAGAUUCAUUCUCUUAUUUAUUCGUGUCAUAUUUCAUCGUGAUUAGAUAUAUUUAUGUCCCCAGUGUGCAUUAUGUAUAAUGUAAAAUGUAUACGUAGA